UACCCGGAAAACGGAAGUUGCAACAUUUUUGCAUGAGCAUUUGUUGCUAUGGAAACAGGCCGCUUUUAAGCCGCUGGUAAAACUUAUUUCUGGAGAUUCGCAAAUCCAACAGCAAAAAAGGAACAAUGGUGAGCAGGGUGGAGACCCGGAGUGCAACAACCAGAACAAGUGUAAGAAAAGGUCCAGGAAAACUGGAAGUUCUUGGCCCAGAAGAUGGACUUGCUACAGAAACUUGCUCUUCGGCACCUCACAGAUUUUGCCAUUUUGAGACUGCGGAUCUAACAAAGGCCAUAAAGACAGUAGCAGAUGAAAAAGGAAAACUACAGGUCAUCGGUCCAAAAGAAAAUGUUUUCAUUCUUCCUAGUGGAACAUUAUCAAGACCAGUCAGCGCUGGAGGAGGUCAGUGGUCAGUAGGAAGGAAAACGUACAGCCCUACCAAGCAGAUCUCGCUGUGUGCAGUGAAAGCAUUGUCACAAAGCAGCGACAGUGAAGAGUGCAAACCCCUAGGAAGGAUGAGCACUAAUAGAAAUCUAAAUAAAUCCUUGCCAGAACAGAUAGAUGAAAAUGCAGGAUGCGUAUCACAGCACAUUGGGAAGACAGUGGUGACAGACAAGGGCAAGGAAGCCAGUGAUGAGGAUGACAGCGAUGAUGAUAAAGAAGUCGCGCCAAUAGAGCUUCUUGCUGAGUUCCUUAAGGCUGUAAUGACUGCAGAUUAUAAAGUGGCGCACAAGCUUUGCCAAAUGAUUCUUAUAUACGAACCUGAAAAUCGAGAAGCAAAGGAAUUUCAACCACUUAUUGAGAAAAUGGUGGAAAUGGAAGAUGAAGAGACAGACAGUGAAGAGACAGAAGACAGUGAUGACACUGAGGGAAGUGAGACAGAUGAGGAAAGCAGUGAAAGUGAAGGAAGUGGGGACAGCUCGGAUACAAGCUCUGAUGAUUCAAGUGAAGAAGAAGAUGUUCCUUAGGUGGGAUAUUAUGUACCAGUAUUCAUUGGCUCUGAAUAUUUACAUCAUUACCGAAUAUCUAAAUAAAUUCUGUUUGUGUAAA
Xenopus tropicalis (tropical clawed frog) is the source of this 1047-nucleotide messenger RNA. It is a transcript of the gene erich2, whose product is annotated as glutamate rich 2. The transcript has 14 exons. NCBI's taxonomy places the organism in Eukaryota, Metazoa, Chordata, Amphibia, Anura, Pipidae. The coding region runs from base 126 to 965 and encodes 279 amino acids. The record is from RefSeq and is a predicted model, not a curated record.